This is a messenger RNA of Aaosphaeria arxii CBS 175.79, 2069 nucleotides long. RefSeq lists its product as uncharacterized. Gene Ontology annotation, biological process: autophagy of mitochondrion; activation of protein kinase activity; piecemeal microautophagy of the nucleus. The transcript is spliced from 2 exons. The coding region runs from base 274 to 1773 and encodes 499 amino acids. Lineage: Eukaryota; Fungi; Ascomycota; Dothideomycetes; Pleosporales. Gene Ontology annotation, molecular function: molecular adaptor activity; protein kinase activator activity. The record is from RefSeq and is a predicted model, not a curated record. Gene Ontology annotation, cellular component: phagophore assembly site; Atg1/ULK1 kinase complex.
GAAUCUUUGAUAGUCACGUCAAGUUAUUGUUUGUGAUUGCUACCUCCCUCAUUCAUCCACCUAACUACUAUUACUACAAGUCUUAUGUAGUUCACCAUGCUAGUUACGGUACUAGAGAGUGAUAUUAUCCAUCCGCGACUCGUUCCAACUUCCCAAUCAAGCCGCUGCGGCAUCCGGUGAUGCUCCAUCUGCCCUUCCGGUCCUAUCACAAGCUCUCCUCUCUCCCAUCUCCCACCUCCUACUCGUGUCUAUCUCUCUCCCCAUCCUAGCCUGAUGGCAUCACCACAAUCUCCAGCUUCGUCCACCAGCAGUCGAGGCUCCCCAUCCGUCUAUCAUGAUCGCCCGCAGACCCUCGAAGACCUCGUCACCCACUUCGUAGCCUCCAAGCGUUCCCUGAACUCCCAGACCAUUCUAUGGCGCGCCAAUGACAUCGUCACAACCGCACGCGAGCUCCUAGAGGAGAACGCCAUCCUCGCAGCGAAGAACCUGUCCAUCAGGAACAUCGUCGAUGAGCAGGUAGAUGCACUCGAGGCCGUUCGGCGAGGUAUAGACCUCGUCGAGGCUGAGGUGCAGACAGAAUUCAAGCAACUCCUUCAUGAUCUAGACACCUCCUUCGCCGGCCUGAACUCUACACUCGCUGUGCUCCGUGAUACCCCCAUAGAAUCCGUCCUCCAACCCGCCGGCACCCCCCAGAAACACCUCCUCGACUUCAUAGACAACGCUACCGUGACUAAUCUCAAAGAUUCCCUCCGUGCAUGCAUAGAUCGCUACAACGAGGCCCGAUCGACCCUCGGCGACAGCAAUGACUCCUACGACACCGCGAUGGAGAACCUCCACUCUUCCAUAGACAACGUCCCCAACUCGCCCGCCACAGCCUCGAACCCCAGCCCCAUACCAACUCUGUAUCACGAUCUGGAAGCACAUGCCAAAGAGGCGGCACAGGCCUUCCAGUCGCUCGUCCGCCACUAUGACCUUUGCGUGACCGCUUUGCGACACACCGAGGGCGGCUCGGCAGCCGCGACACAGGCGACGGGUGAUGCGCCGAUUCCAUCUGGCGACGACUUCUCCGUGCCACCGCCCGAACCCAUGACGGAGGAAGAACGCCAUGAAAUGCUCAGCGUGAUGGCGCGCGAUGCAAGAGAAGUCGAGGACGUCGUCUCGGAGAUUCGCGACAGAGGUUCCGAGAUGACCUUCCUCCUCUCGCAGAUUGAGAACCACGUCACCCAUCUUAGAAGCGAGGGGUCGGCGCUGAAUACCAUUCUCCAGAUGAUCUCGCGUGUGGCCGUCGAGGUGAAGGAUCACAUCACAACCUCCCGCUCGUUCCACGCUGCGUGGCUGGAGGAUACACGGCCCACCCUACUGAGUGGAAUCGAGGAAUGGGAGAACCAGAGAGAGUUCUACGAAAGAUUCGACCUUGCCUAUGCAGAGUUGUUGGUCGAAAUCGCCUCACGAAGACGAAGGCACGAGAAGGCCAAACGCAAAGCAGAAGAGGCCCAGAAGGAAUUGGAUAAGCUCCAUUCCGAAGACGAGCGAUCGAGAGAGCAAUUCACAUUGACGCAAGGGGACUUUCUCCCAUUGGACAUCUGGCCUGGUCUACGAGAUCCACCGCGCAGGUAUGAGGUUCGUGCCGUCAGUAUCGAACCAGAGGGAGAGGAGGAAGAAGGCCACGAACAUAUGGAUGGAGAAGAGCCGCACCGGACGGUACAGAGUAUACCCCAACUGGGCAGGAAUGUUGUUGAACGGGCGUUGACACGGGUGAAGAGGAGGAUGUGAUGUAUAUUUGCACUUUUACGGAUGAAUCUCCUUGCCAGGCGUUUUGGUUGAUUACUAGAGGUUUUGGGAUUGGGUAACGCGCAAGCGUUUUGUAGGUUUAGCAUUACAUAUAUGUAGGUAGUGAACGGUAUCUUACUUGAUAGCCACUAUAUCGUAGGUACCUGGGUACCUAAUCUAUACUGAUAGCACGAACAACUUCUCGUUUGAUCCAUGCCACAUGGAUUUCGAGCACACAAUCUUGCUAGAGCAUUCAGUCAAGCGUUCGUUGGCCUGGGCAUAUUACUAUCUGAUUGGUG